GUCUCCUCAUUAUGGAACACACACGGUUACCUAGCAACUGCGGACGCGCUUGUGAAUGGAAAAACAUGGCAAAGUUUGUUCUUGCAGGAAAGGCGGAUUGUCCUUAUUAUGCAAAGGCUGAGCUUCUGGCUGAUGUGCUGCAAAGAAAGCUGCCUGAGUUUCACAUUCACAAGAUCUGUGUGCACCCCAGUGACUGGGAGAAAUGGCUGGAGGACACCUGUGCAUCACAUGGCUGGGAGCACUCGUGCUCUCCUCUUGUCUGGAGAGAGCUGACUGAUCGUGGAGGGAAAGGCCUGCUGCUCGGAGGCUUCAGUGAUUUCCUUGAACAUGCUCAGGGUUACUAUGGCAUCACCUCAGAUAUGAACUCUGAUCUGAUGCAAAAAAUUUCAGCCGAGAAUCAACAAAUUAAAGAGCUGUGUAUAGAGGAGGAAAUCCACCGACAAAUGUCCCUCAGACCUCUGCACAUCUGGAUCAGCAGUGCUCUGAACCCCAUCUGCUACAGCCUCAUUCCUCAGUUGUUCUCCCCGGGGCUGUUUCCAGGUCUCCCCACCUUCAGCCUUCACCUCAUGGACGCUGACGGCUCUGAGGAAAUGCUGCAAGGACUCAAGAUGGAAACAGAAGACCUUGCCCAACAUCAGCUACAUGAAGUCACUGUCCAUUCAGACCAGACACGGGCAUUUAAGGAAGCCCACUUCAUUAUUUUUCUGGAUGACCUUCAGCCUGCGUGUGAAAGUAAUGAUGUGCAGGAUGACAAGGACCACACGGUGAGCCAGGUGGCAGAACGUUUUCGCUGCUAUGGGCAACUCAUCGAGGCAAAUGCACAAAAAGACGUACGAGUGAUUAUAGCAGGAGACUCCUUUGUUAAUCUGAAGUGCUCACUGUUAAUUGAGAACACACCCUCUGUUGACCCACACAACUUUGUGGCAAUGACAACUCAACUAGAAUACGAGGCGAAAACUCAACUUGCGCAGAAGUUGUCAGUAAAAACUGCAGACAUCACUAAUGUCAUUGUAUGGGGAAACAUCAGUGGCAGUUUCCAUAUUGACCUACAGAGGGCGAAGGUUUUCAGAUGUGAUGGCGCAAUUUGGGGACCAGAUGGUUUUUCUCAGCAGGUCCUGGAAAUGAUUUACGACGGGAAAUGGCUGCAGACAGAUUUUAUGAAUUUAGUGCAUAAACACCGUACCACAAUUUCAUCAAAGACCAACAAAGCCACAGGAAUAUCUACAACAAAUGGAAUAAUGACAAUUUUAAAGGCCUGGAAUAAUGAUGCAUCUCCAGAGGACGUCUUCUCAUUGGGUGUUAUUAGUACAGGGCAGUUUGGGAUUCCAGCAGGUUUGGUGUUUUCUGUGCCGGUGAGCUUCAGGGACGGCUGCUGGUCAGUGCGCUCGGACGUUACUGUGACAGAUGAGUUGAGGCAAAAACUUAACGCUUGUGCUGAUGAACUUAAAAUGGAGAGAGACACCGCUGCUCGAAUACUGAAGAUGCAUGAUGGACUUCAGUGACACGACUCGUCAUUAUUCUAAUCAGAACACUUUUUAGAGCUAUAUCUGGGUUAGUUAGCAUCUAAAUGCUUCAAAUGGCAAGCGUGGUGACCUUGGCUAAUAAAAAUGUUCAGCUCAAUACAUGAAAGACUGUUAGGCUUCAAUUCAAGUCAGGAAAAUUGACAGAAUGUGGGAAUACUGGAUGGUAAACGCAAUUUUUGAAACAUAUCUUUUGCUCCUACUUUCAAGUCGUUUUUGUUCAAAUCAUCUGUUAAAUGCAUAGAUGUAAACAUAAAUUCUCAGAAAAAAAGGUACAAAAGCUGUGACCAGGGCAGAACCUUUUCAAAAGGAACAAGUAUGUACCAUUAAGGUAACUUUAAUGUGUACCUUUAAAGUUCUUAUAUGCAAGCUUUAGGGGUAAAUAAGGUACAAAUGUGCUCCUCUUGAAAAGUUACUGCCUCGGUGAUAGCUUUUGUACCUUUUUUUCUGAGAGUGUAUGAGAGGACGUCAAGUCAAAAAUGUUGCAAACCACUGGAUUACUGGAAUAGAUUCUUACUCAACUUCUUGUGUUUUAAGUCUUUACAAACCUUGCCACUACCCAAUAGUGUUUUUGUUUUUUUAACCCUGAAAAGUUCUUCAUACUGGAACCUGUAAAAUGUCUUGUUUUUGAUGCCUGGGCAUUGCUGUGCUCUUUCUUUCUAAGGUGUUCUGAGAGUUUUAGUGUGUUGCUAUGGUGUUGCUAGGGUCAACUAGCCCAGGUAAAAUAGACCCAGAAAUCUGAAUCUUCUAAAUGCAGCUUGAAAGCCCUUUUUACUUAAAAAGCAUCCAUUAAAACCAUAGACCUCUGUAAUGUUUCCACCCUCAGAGAUUUAUCAGGUGCACUUAUGGAGAUUACAGUCACCUCUGACUUUAAGCAGGGCGACCAUCUGCCUUGACUUCAGCUGCCAGCUCACCACAGGCCCGAGGCCUUCACACACUGACUGUCAUUAUGUGGACGUUAAGUCAUGCCUGGCUUUCUCUCUCGCUGUUCUCUGAGCUCAGUCAGCAGAUAUUUAAUGCAUGAGAAAUUUGUAUUCUACAUCAUCCUGCUUCGUCCCCCGAUUUUAAACGUGGUAAAACACCCUUUAUUAAUUUACAUAUUGGAUCCCUAAAUAGUGCUAAUAGCGUUAAUAUCAUUGCGGUUAUCUUUUUAGUUACCAUUCUGGCCUUAAAGUAAUAGUUCACUCAAAAGUGAAAGUUUUCUGAAAAUGUAACGUU
Carassius auratus (goldfish) is the source of this 2738-nucleotide messenger RNA. RefSeq names its product malate dehydrogenase 1B, NAD (soluble) (gene mdh1b). Gene Ontology annotation, biological process: malate metabolic process. Gene Ontology annotation, molecular function: malate dehydrogenase activity; oxidoreductase activity, acting on the CH-OH group of donors, NAD or NADP as acceptor. Bases 12 to 1502 code for a protein of 496 amino acids. Lineage: Eukaryota; Metazoa; Chordata; Actinopteri; Cypriniformes; Cyprinidae. The record is from RefSeq and is a predicted model, not a curated record. The transcript has 9 exons.